This is a messenger RNA of Ilyonectria robusta, 1245 nucleotides long. Its product is annotated as NADP-dependent oxidoreductase domain-containing protein. The record is from RefSeq and is a predicted model, not a curated record. Gene Ontology annotation, cellular component: cytoplasm. The transcript has 2 exons. Lineage: Eukaryota; Fungi; Ascomycota; Sordariomycetes; Hypocreales; Nectriaceae. Bases 209 to 1240 code for a protein of 343 amino acids.
GUUGAAAAGGAGCCAAGGCUGCGUGGAGUCAGGGUGGUGGUACAGACCGAGCAGUAGUACCAACAAACUUACAGACCUCGAAGUAUAAAAGUGCAAAUAGCCCGCAGCCCUUCAAUUUCUCUGAUCCGCUUCACCUACAUUGUCAACAGACUCAUAUCGAGUUCUCGAUCAACACCUUCUAUCACGAAACCAGCUAAGCCCCAACACAAUGUCGCCCCAUGUAUUGCCUACGCGCCCUCUGGGUAAAAAUGGCCCUCAGGUUACUCGGCUAGGCCUCGGUUUGAUGGGCAUUAGCGCCUUCUACGGCGCUGCCAAGCCUGACGCUGAACGCAUGAAGCUCCUAGAUAAGGCUCACGAGCUGGGCGAGACCUUUUGGGAUACCGCCGACAUGUACGGGGAUUCCGAAGACCUCAUCGGUCGUUGGUUUAAACUCAACCCAGAGAAGCAAGAUGACAUCUUCCUGGCAACUAAGUUCGCCAACAAGUAUGUAGAUGGCAACAUGGCGAUCGACAGCUCACCCGAAUAUUGCCUGGCGGCCUGCGACAAGUCACUCUCGCGUCUCGGCGUAUCCUCAAUUGACCUGUACUACUGUCACCGACUGGACCAGAAGACUCCCAUCGAGUUGACUGUGCGCGCCAUGGUGCAGCUUAAGGAGGCUGGCAAGAUCAAGUAUCUGGGUCUGUCCGAGUGCAGCGCCGAAUCUCUCCGUCGCGCACACGCCGUGCAUCCAAUUUCCGCAGUGCAGAUGGAGUACUCACCCUUCUCGCUGGAGAUUGAGUCGCAGCAGUUCAAGCUUCUGGAGACAGCGCGGGAGCUUGGCGUCGCCGUCGUUGCGUACUCUCCUCUCGGCCGGGGCAUGCUGAGCGGAACCUUGCGCUCCCAUGCCGACUUCGAAGAGGGGGAUAUUCGGGCGUGGUUGCCCAGAUUCAGCGAAGAGAACUUCCCUAAAAACAUUGCGAUUGUGGACAGAAUCUCCGAGAUUGCCAAGGAGAAAGGAGUAACGCCAUCGCAGUUAACCUUGUCUUGGCUUAUGUCGCAGGGCGAUGACAUCUUCCCAAUUCCCGGAACGACGAAGCCGGAACGAUUGACUGAGAACGUGGGCAGUUGUGGAGUUUCCCUGACCGAGAAGGAGAAGAACGACGUGCGGCUGGAGACUGAGAAGGCGGAUAUCUCGGGUGACCGGUAUCCGGAGGCUUUUGCCAAGACUUCCUUUGCAGAUACACCUGCCUUGGAUGAGUAGCUAGG